Messenger RNA from Plodia interpunctella (Indianmeal moth), 6071 nucleotides. RefSeq names its product scraps (gene scra). Gene Ontology annotation, biological process: mitotic cytokinesis; septin ring organization; actomyosin contractile ring assembly. The record is from RefSeq and is a predicted model, not a curated record. Lineage: Eukaryota; Metazoa; Arthropoda; Insecta; Lepidoptera; Pyralidae. Bases 166 to 4071 code for a protein of 1301 amino acids. The transcript is spliced from 21 exons. Gene Ontology annotation, cellular component: actomyosin contractile ring.
AUGUCAAACUUUCAAUUUCAACGGGUCAGUGUUGAGUGUUUUUUGCAAAAUAAAAUAACAACUACGUAAUUUACGUAAAAAAUAUAGUGUAAUUUUGACUAAAACUAUGCUUGUAGUGUUUUAUGUGUGAUAAUUUCAUUUGUGUAUUGUGUCCUUAUUUGAAUAAUGGAUCCCUUCACUCAGCGUAUGCUUGAGCGUGCAAGAGCUAGGCAAGAGAAAAUUGAUCAAAAAUUAGCGAGUUCGGGGCAAACAGUCCCGAAACGGAAACCAUUAGCGGAGAACAUUCUAAACAAGAACAGUUCUCCUUCUAAAUCGCCACCGAAGAUCGUAAAAGAGUCUAUUGUAUCUCCGAACUCGAUAAGUGCUCAUAAAGAUCAGAUAAUACUGUCAACGCCUCAAAAAUCGAGGAACGACGUAGUGGUAACUAAGAGAGAGUUUAAAAGUCUAAAAAGCAGUGUCAAUCGCCGCAAUUCAGAUGUUUCUGUGGAGAUAAACAUCAGCCACAGGAACGACAUCCAGAUUGAAGUGCAGGUGGAGGAGAGGGACGCCCCAAUAAGCAUUACUUAUGACCCAGAAUGUUUGGGUGGCAGUAAUGUUGUUAUUAAGGAAAUUGACAACGACGCCUCCAAGGCAAUUCUGGACAAGGCAGAUGGCGAGCACGAAAUGAAGACUGAUCGAGCGGGGCUCCGCACCAACAUGAAGUCUCGGCUCGACAGGCUUGGCAACUUGUAUUCAGACAAGCCAAACCUCUCAUCGCCAAUUCACCGCACGGAGCAGCAGUUUCGUUCAGAGACCCCACCGACUGACGUCAAGGAAAUGAAGGUAGAUGGCAAGAGGAAGUUCGGAAGGCUGGCAGCCCUCGCUGACCAGAUCAACAACUGGGAAGAUGACCUCACGCAUCACACUUUUAACCAAGAACCACCAAAGAAGCAGUCAGAACGCGCGUACGGUGCGAAAGCCGACUGUAAACACAGCAAAGAAAAGCUGGACGCGUCCACACUGGACGUGUCCAUACACUCCAUCAGGGACAUCAACCAAGCGCUGCAAGGCACUACGACUAAGGCCAAACAGCCUACAUCAAAAACACAUAGUAACACCUACAUAAAGUCCUCCAACGAGUGCCAGCGGCUGAAGAAAGAAAUAGUUGCAGAACUGGAGAGCGCCGGCUACCGGCGGGUGUCCGCCAGCAAAUCGCGGCUCGUUUACGAUUUCACCGCGACGAAAACCGCCGAUCCCGCCCGACAGGAGCCGAAGUGCGCCCUGGCAACCCCCAGUGCAACUGCAGCCCCCAACAUGGCCACAUUGGUUGCGAACUCGCCGCCGGUUAACCCGGUCACGAAAAAGCCUUCCAUCAAGAAGUAUCGAGCUCCGACACCGCCGAGCAAGCAGGAUGACUUUGACAGUGACAAAGACAAGGAGAAUAAUAUCGUGGAGAAAGAGGAGAAUGACAACGCAAGUGAUUGUGUACAAACAAAGCCGGAGGUGCCUGACAAGCCGGUGAUCGCGUCGCCGCUCAAAAAAUUGGCUCCGAAAUUGAACGGAAAUGUCGAUAGGAAUUCUGUGCUGUCCCGAGCGGCGAUGUUUGAGGCCGGGAGCCCGAGGGCGAAGGACCCGGCUGAGAUGUCGCUUAGGGAACGCAAGGCGCUUUUCGAGAAAAAUAAGGGCGCAGCGAUCGUCCCUAAAGCGCCCUUCGGAAUGGCCCCCUCGGUCAAAACUCUGCACGGCGAUAAAGAACCGCCAAAGCCGAUAAAACCGGUGCAAACCAGCACUAAAUCAACUCCGACGAAAUCGAGCAACACCUCUUCGAAUAGUUCUAGAACAAAUUCGAAGGAGACCGUAGCUGAGGACAACAUCAGCCAAAGUUCUGUUGGCGGAGGCAUUAAGGACAAGCUGGCGGCGUUGUUUAACAAGGAGCAGACGAUAAGCGAGAGUACGAUAACUAAUAAGUUCAAGCAGGAGAGAGAGAAAGAGAUGGAGAUGUUGCAGAGUAGAUUCCAUUAUAAGCCUAAACAACAUAAACCCGACGACCACCCCAGCGAGUCUGACGACGACCAAGACCAUGACCCCUCAGAGAAAGUACCUCUCAUGGGCAGCACGACCAGUCUUUCGUUGGCCAGCAAGAAACCCGAGAUCAUUGCAAACAUUCCCAAAGUGCACGAAGGUCAUAGAGAUGUUAGACACGAGGAUGACAAAGUUAUUGGAGCGCAACCGGUUAAAAGACGAAGUUCACAAUCUCAUGAUUCGCCAAUAGUACUAUCCGUAUUAGACGAUGUGAAAAGGAUAAAAGUGAAUAACAAUAAAAAGGAAUCCAAUACGAACGGCGCAGUCCUACAACAGCCCACCAGCCUCUACCCGCAUUUGUCUGACAUAGAAACUGACACAUCACACACACAGGAGGAAUACUCUGACUGCGGAGGCUCAAGCGAGGAGAAUGAAAACGAUAAGCUCAACAAAUCUGACAAUUGGGCAGAAACUUCAUUUGGACGGGAAGUUAUGAACGUGGUAAAGAAAAACAAUACGAGCUACAAGAAAGCCGUGCGAGAGAGCAAUUCAGACAGUUCUCAAAGCGCGUGUGACAGCGAGUUGGACGAGAUGCUCGACGAAGCGCUCGACGACAGCGAAGGACCCACACCGCCUAAAGUUAAUAAGAACGGUAGUUUAUCGUCAACAAGUUUCGUGUACAAGGAGAAGUCACAGUUCAAGUCGCCGAUCAAGCCGCAGCCGGCGACGCCGGCACGCGACCGCGGCGCUGAGUUGGUGCACAGCGUCAGCUUCUAUAGAAGGAUGCAAGCGUCGACGACUCCAUCAACUCCAAUGCGCCAAAUCCGCCAUCAAUCCCCGGAGCGCGACAUCCCCCCCACCCCGGAACCCGCGGCGCAGGUCACCACUGUCCGGCAAAGGAUAAAGGAGUUGCAGGCGGAAAUAGCUAAACAACAGACUAUUAUUUCACAGGCCAGUCAAGCUUUGAAUCUGUGUGCGGCUACGAUCGAGUUCAGCGGCUCCACGGAACAGGCGGAGGGGGAAAGACUUCUGCUUUUAGCAAGCCACCGGCGCCAGGCGUGCGUGCAAGAGGUGCAGCGGCUGCAGGUGGAGGGCGCAGGCCCGGCCUCCGCCCCCGGCACGGCCUCGCUGCGCAUCGCCAGCCUCUCCGCGCCGCUGCGCAGGGACUACGUGCGGCAGCUCAACGCUGACGGGGCAGUGGGUCACCACGCGGUGUGCCUGGUGAAGUGCCGCGACCGCGUGCUGGCCACCAGCAUGCAGCUCACGCAGCCCGCCUCUGCGCUGCUGCGCUUCCCCGACGAGAUACUGAUGGACGGGCUCACCAGCGACUUUAAGGUGACUGUCGAGAUAUAUUUGUUGCAAGCAUCAAAGGAAAUUCUUCCUCAUGAGGUCAAGUACCACAUCACAAAUAAAAAGUCAUCGUCCAAGCUGCUGACGCCCCGUUCCAAAGUGUCGGAACUAAAAGUCGCCCGCGUGCAGAGCCCGGGCGGGCCGCUGGCGGUCCGAUCGACGCAUUUCUCACUUCACGGUUACUGCAUAUUCGCGCUGCAACACGCUUCGAGGAAAUCCUUCACUCUAAGCAAGGUCCCGUGCGGUAGUCCGCUGGAAGGGUCCGUGCAGCUGAGCAUGUCGGGGCGGCGCCUGCUGCCGGCGCCGGCGCCGCACGCCGCCUUCCUCACCGCCUUCGACGACGUCAGCGGGCUCGGCGCCUGGCACCGCCGCUGGCUGCGGCUGCAGCCGCCGCUGCUCUCCUACUGGAAGUACCCUGACGAUGUCAACAAGAAGCUGCCAAUCGGGGACAUAGACCUCACAACCGUCACAUCAGAGAAAGCCACCCGCGCUCCACGCGACCUCUGCGCCCGACCCAACACAAUCCUUCUAGAAACCUCCGUCCCCGCCGGCCUCAUUGUGCCGGAGCACGGCUCUCUCGUCUACUGCAAGAGGGAAGAUGGAACUGUCGUCAGGAGACAUUUACUGGCAGCCGAUACUCCGAAAGACAGGGACGUGUGGCUGGAUUGUAUCAAUCAAGCGCUCGAGUAUGUCAGGUGCAGUGUGCCUGAUGAGAAUUGAUCGAGAAAGAAUCGGAGAGUUGACGUCAUUGCUAUUUGUGAAAAUUCAGGCGUUUGUUUAUCAUCACAGUAUCACCGGACAAGGCAUGGAAAUUAUGGACUAGCUAUAUCUAUUCCAGAUUUCAUCAAAAUCGGUACAGCGGUUUAGCCGUGAAAGCGUGGCGUACUCUUUCGAAACGGAACAAUCUGUAUUGGAUUUAACACAAAAUCCUGUGCAUUUAUUGAUCAGAAAGAAGUUUUAAAAAAAUAUGUCAUUCUUGAAUCUAAUUCUUCAAGACAAGUAGAUAAAGUUCGUGUGAUGAAAUUUUGUACAUUGCUCGCAAUAUGUGUUUUUAUAAAUAAAACAAUUAUUUAAUUUGCAAUUAAGAAUGUUUAUGUCUGCAUAUUGAUAAUACAUUUUUAUCAUUGAAGUAUAUUACGUUUAAUUUUGACAUUGCUUUACUUGAAUAAGGCUGAAUUAUAUUAUAUAGUUUACGCUUCAUACUAUAUUUGAUAAGAAUUUGGCAGCGCCAACAUUUUUAAUUACAUGAGAAUUAUUGAUACGAAAACUGUACGUUUAUUUUUAAUAUAACACUAAGUUUGUAUUAUUAAUCUAUUAUUUUUUAUCCAUAGACUACAGUCGUUUCUAUAAAGAGUAGAAUAUGUUAUGUAACAUAGUAUCGUCGAGUAUCCCAUAACACAAGUCUCGAACUUACUUUGGGGCUAUCUCAAUCUGUGCGACUUGUCCCUAUAUAUUUAUUUAUUUAUUUAUAUUUAGUGUAACCAGCCAAAAGGACACAACACCCUCAUUUUCUACUCUACAUAUAGACAUACUGUAAAUAGUUUUAUAAUCUGUACCGUAUGUUUUGUGACGUCACAGAUCCGUCUAAGCAUGUCCGAACUCGUCUGAACUACAUUGUAGUUCGCAUACAAUUUAGUAAUAAGUACUUAGUUAAGGCCGAUUGGAAUUAAUACGAGUACAAAUAGUGCAUUAAAAUUUUAGCUAUAUUAUAAUGUUUUACUAAUAUACUUAACUGUGUAUUUUGAGGUAGAUGAACAGUUAUUUGCCGUUCUUUGAAAUGUCUUCGUCUUUCGUAUGAAAUGCAUGGUAAGCCUACCUGUUUCGGCGAUUUCCCGGUUUCUUCCUCAGCCGUUAAGUGCCGCAGCCCAGGGUUCCCUAAACGCACACUAUGAUGAUAUAUUUGUAUGUAAUAAUAAAAUUGCAUGCGUGCCUUGUUAUAAUGGUAGGUCUUUGUUUUUCCAUUUAUCUUUUAUUUAAUAGAUUAUAUAUAUUUUUAACUUAAACAUCGAAUUUAUAAGGAAUCACAAUUAUUUGAAUUAGUUUCAAAUAGUAUAAUUCUUUAUAAUAGACAUUUUCAGAUUAUUAUAUAUAUCAUAGUGUGCGUUGAAAUCUGAUAUAUUUUCCACAUAUGAAGACUAGAUUUAGUUCCACAAAACAAUAAUGGCAGGGUCGCCAUGUUUCUACAUCCAGUUUACAAUGUUUGUGGUUCGACGAUUCGUUUUUUAUUACGUUCAUAUUUCUUUUACGUUUUUGAUAAGAUCAUGUGUUUGUGUAUCAUUUAAACUUAAGUUUCAAAUAUGCAAUCAUGGCUUUGGUAUAUAUCUCUCAAUUAAACCUAUAUUUUAUGUAACAAACUUCAAACGUUUGAACAAAUUUUAUUGAAUUAAAUUCGCGCAUAAGCUACCUCGACAAAAAUAGACUCGCGUUUUAAAAAUACCGCAUUUAAAUCGGUUCAUUUGUUUGUGAGGUACACUGACACUGAUAGAAACACAUACACAUCUUGUUUACUUUUUGUUAAACUUGACCAAAUAUUCACUAAAAGUCACAUAAUUUAGUCAUGAUUGUAUACUUUGUAAUGCAAUUCUAACAUAGUAUUAAUAAAAUAUUGAAUUUAAUAUAGAUUUAACUGACCGCGUGUGCAGUAUGGUUUUCUUAAUUCUAAACCAAUUCUAUAGCAUGUAUAUAAAAUCAAUUUAUGACAAUAAAUUUAUUAUUAAGUU